AAGAAUAAAAACCUUCACAUUUAAAACUCAUAGUUAAACUUAAAUCAGUACAGAGAUGAAUAUUGAAAUUCUGCAGUACAUUUUUAGAUUAUUUUAAUUGUAGGCCAGCAUUCUUGAGUUGAAAGUCUAAGUGUUGGAUUAUAGCGCCACCCUGUGGAUUCAUAUUAUACCUGCCCCUAUCCAUGCAGCUGUUCGCCAACCAAAAGACAUAGAAUCACUGUGGCUGAUGACUGUUGUUUACGUGCCUGAAUAGUUUAAAUAGAAAUUUGCAAUUGCCUAUCUAGCAACUUCGGUGCAUGCUUUGAUGAACUUAUGUGAACCUCUGACAUUUCUAUCACGAGGAGGUAGCAUUACAGAUUCUCCCGUGAAGUUCCAUGGGUGUUCGAAAAUCGACCUACAGGCGGUCCCGAGAAUCACAGCUUGAUUCGGAAUUGCCCUCCGCUUACCAAGUAGACAAGCAGUCUUCAACCGUCUUUAUCUCGUGUACGUGUGGAUAACAGAUACAGAAAUAUCAAACCGAGCGCGCAUCACUUUACUGCCGUUCUCGCAAACGCGUGAGCCACGGUGCGCAAAAUAACAGCGCGCGCAGCUUUGACGGAUUUCUUUGCUUCUCGGUGAAACUCCGGACCCCUACAGCUCAUCAGUCAGCGUCCAGCGGUUCAAGGGAGAUAUGUUUUUUUGUUUUGAGUAGCUUUCUGCUCCACUAACGGAAUGCUGGCCUCUCCGCUCCCUCAGUCCGUCCCUCGGACACAAACAGCCCCCCCGGCCAACCCCCCCACACCCGCCGUCAGACCGCCCCCUCCAGAGACCCCAGGAUCAGAUGACGAGGAGGAGGAAGAUCAAAGCCAGUAUGGCAGAGGGGGUUACUAUCCCGUGCGGAUCGGGGAGACGUUUGUGGGGCGCUACCAGGUGGAGAGGAAGCUCGGAUGGGGCCACUUCUCAACCGUGUGGCUCUGCAGGGACCUCCAAAGGAAGUGCUUUGUGGCUCUGAAGGUGGUGAAGAGUGCAGCGACGUUCACAGAGACGGCGCUGGAUGAGAUCAAACUCCUCAAAUGUGUGCGUGACAGUGAUCCCUCCGACCAGAAGAGGGACACAAUUGUGCAGCUUACUGAUGACUUCACAGCAUCUGGAAUUAACGGAGACCAUGUGUGUAUGGUAAUGGAAGUUUUGGGGCAGCAGCUGCUGAAAUGGAUCAUCAAGUCAAAUUACCGCGGCCUUCCUCUGGAGUGUGUGAGAAGCAUCCUCAGACAGGUUCUGCAGGGUCUGGACUACCUUCACAGGAAGUGUAAGAUCAUCCACACGGACAUCAAGCCAGAGAACAUCCUGCUGAGGGUUGAUGCCGCAGACCACCUGCAGAUGGCAGCUGAUGCAGCACUGUGGGACCAGGCACACCCACCUGAGUCCAGCAGCCAAUCAGCGGCCAGAAGCUCCUCAGGAAAGAACAACCCCUCAGGUGGCUUUGGGAAGAAAGAGAGACAGGGUGUGACCCAGUGGUUGGGGAGGAUCUCCGGUGUGUUCCAGUCUCUGGGGGUUUUGACGGAGCGUCUGUCCAGGUCUCAGAGGAAGAGGAGGGGUCGGAGUGAAGCUCCUGAGGAGAGGCGCCCGGGCGUCACCCUGCAUCCUCCCCCCUCAGGAAGGAGACUGAGCUCAGGGCUGGAGGAGGAGGAGGAGGGACACACCACUACUGACAGAGAUGGCCCUGUGUGCUUAUCCCGCCCGGACCUCACCUCCUCGUCCCGAUUGGUCCAGAGCCGAAACCCCUCCCAUCCAACCAUUGGCUCCGCCCCACAGAGUCGUCCCCGCCCGGUCUCCACCGCCUACGCCGCUACCCUAGCAUCGCUACGGAACACUGGGACAGAGAACACACCCUCAGACGCAGAGACACACCCCCCCGCACACACACCCUCAGACGCAGAGACACACACCCCCGCACACACACCCUCAGACGCAGAGACACACACACCCUCAGACGCGGAGACACACACCCCCGCACACACACCCUCAGACGCGGAGACACACCCCCCCGCACACACACACUCAGAGCCUGCCAACGAGGAGACGUCUGCCACAACACACAAGAGGUCAGUAGAUCCCCUGAACCCAGACGACGCUCACAGAAUCAGAAUCAAGAUUGCGGACCUGGGAAACUCCUGCUGGGUGCAUAAGCACUUCUCUGAGGACAUCCAGACAUGUCAGUAUCGCUCCAUAGAGGUGCUCAUCGGUGCGGAGUACAAUACGCCAGCAGACAUAUGGAGCACCGCCUGUAUGGCGUUUGAGUUGGCCACCGGGGACUUCCUGUUUGAGCCGCACGCCGGGAAGACCUACAGCCGUGAGGAAGAUCAUAUAGCUCACAUCACGGAGCUGCUGGGGCCGCUCCCUCUCGAGUUCGCCCAAUCAGGACGACGCUCACGGAAGCUCUUCAAUCGCAAGGGCGAGCUGCGGCGGAUCUCUGGUUUGCACCCCUGGACCUUGAGUGACGUCCUGCAGCAGAAGUACGGAUGGAAGCUGAGAGACGCUCAACCCUUCAGCCAGUUCCUGCUGCCCAUGCUGGAGAUCACACCAGACCAGAGGGCUACCGCCGCCCAGUGCCUACAACACCAGUGGAUCAACUCCUAAACACACACACACACACAACUACACACACACACACACACACACACACACACACACACACACACACACACACACACACACACAUUCACCACCAUAACCACUGCAGUCAGCCACACACUCUGCCCUGUGCAAGGUCUUCUGUUUUACCGUGACGAAGAGGCACAGUUCUACAGAUCUCAACUCUACAGAGUAAAUACAAAUCUAUAAACAGACUCAACUCUACAGAGUAAAUACAAAUCUAUAAACAGACUCAACUCUACAGAGUAGAUACAAAUCUAUAAACAGAUCUCAACUCUACAGGACAGACACAACUACUUGAGUUGCGAUAACGUUUUUGUUCCUUUAUGUUCCAUUAAACUUCCCCACUGUUGUCUCCUUCAGUGGGAGUGGUGUGAUGCGUGCUGUAAUGAAAAUAAAAAUGCAUUAUU
Clupea harengus (Atlantic herring) is the source of this 3041-nucleotide messenger RNA. RefSeq names its product SRSF protein kinase 3-like. Gene Ontology annotation, cellular component: cytoplasm; nucleus. The record is from RefSeq and is a predicted model, not a curated record. Gene Ontology annotation, biological process: peptidyl-serine phosphorylation; regulation of mRNA processing; spliceosomal complex assembly. Lineage: Eukaryota; Metazoa; Chordata; Actinopteri; Clupeiformes; Clupeidae. Gene Ontology annotation, molecular function: ATP binding; protein serine/threonine kinase activity.